UUUUUUGCCGAGUAAGACUUUAUUGACUAGGUAUUUUCAAGGUAAAAAUAAGAUUUGCAACAUGCAAAGUGAGAAUUGUUUCUUUCACAGAAAGUCACCAUUACUGCAUUUGCAAGUUGCAUUUCCUACUAUUCAAAAUUGCUCUUUUCAUGGAUGAAACAAAUAUGCAAAUGUUUGUCAAAACAUUUUUUUUUUAUAGUGGGUGUGGAAUACUCUCAAUAUUCUCUGUUCUCUCCCAAUAGAAAUGUAGCAUUAAAAUCUAGUUUGAGAAAAGGGAAAGAGGGAGCAGUUUCUUUUGCUUCAUUAGAUUAUGAAUUUAAUGCGUACAGAGGAACUCCUUUCUGUGAAUCUAGAACAGCAAUUGCCAACGCCUUCAGCCUUAUCAUCAAGCAAUUGUGGACCUCCCCACUUAUCAAGGAGGACAGCUUUCUGUAAUGACAUCGACAGAAGUAGUGAAUUUCUCUAUAUUUCCAUCUCAGAAUUACUUUUUGGUGACUGGCUGAUGCAAUCUCUACAAGAUGAGGGGAGACCUUAGCUGUUGCACUUUGCAGGACAUUAUAUGACCAUUUUUACUUUCAACUCUAAUAACCAAAGUUGCUCUCAGGUCACCUUAAUAUAGGCCUCAUGAGAGAGAGAGGAAAACGACAGGAAAACCAGCAUAAUGACAUCGGCCACAGAUUUUGAUAAUGUUGAGAUACAGCAGCAGUACAAACACGUCAAUGAUCGGUGGGAACUCUCUGAUGAAGGUGAACUCGAUAAUGACAACAGCUCUGCAAGAUUGUUUGAGCGUUCCAGGAUCAAAGCUCUUGCGGAUGAACGCGAAGUUGUGCAGAAGAAAACCUUCACCAAAUGGGUGAACUCACAUUUGGCACGUGUAACGUGCCGUAUUACUGAUCUGUACACCGAUUUGCGAGAUGGCCGAAUGCUGAUUAAGUUGCUGGAGGUUCUUUCAGGGGAGCAACUGCCAAAGCCAACAAAAGGUCGGAUGCGUAUACAUUGUUUGGAAAAUGUGGACAAGGCUCUCCAGUUCCUCAAAGAACAAAAGGUGCACCUGGAAAAUAUGGGGUCUCAUGAUAUCGUUGAUGGGAGCCACAUGCUUACACUCGGUCUCAUUUGGACCAUCAUUCUCCGUUUCCAGAUUCAGGAUAUCACCGUGGAGACAGAUGAUUACCAUGAGACUCGGUCAGCAAAGGACGCACUUCUCCUCUGGUGUCAGAUGAAAACAGCAGGAUAUCCUAAUGUAAACAUCCGAAACUUCACUUCAAGCUGGAAGGAUGGGCUGGCAUUUAAUGCCCUUAUUCACAAACACAGGCCUGAUCUGAUUCAGUUCGACAAGCUGAAAAAGUCCAACGCCAUGCACAACUUGCAGCAUGCCUUUGAUGUAUCUGAGAAAAAUCUGAAUGUGACCAAACUGCUGGAUCCUGAGGAUGUGUUUACAGAGAAUCCAGAUGAGAAGUCAAUCAUUACCUAUGUGGUAGCAUUUUACCAUUACUUCUCCAAGAUGAAGGCAUUAGCAGUGGAGGGGAAAAGGAUUGGCAAGGUGUUGGACAAUGCAAUUGAAACCCAAAACAUGAUCGAUAAAUACGAAGAACUGGCAUCCGACUUGCUAACUUGGAUCGAGCAAACCAUCAUUGUCCUCAACAGUCGGAAGUUUGCCAACUCGUUGAGUGGAGUGCAACAACAACUACAGGCCUUCAAUACUUAUCGCACAGUGGAGAAACCUUCUAAGUUUCAGGAAAAGGGUAACCUUGAGGUGCUGCUGUUCUCCAUCCAGAGCAGGAUGAGGGCAAACAACCAGAAAGUGUUUACGCCGCAUGAAGGAAAACUUAUCUCAGACAUUAACAGGGGCUGGGAAGGGCUGGAGAAGGCAGAGCAUGAACGUGAGCUGGCUCUCAGGAAUGAACUCAUCAGGCAGGAGAAACUGGAGCAGCUGGCCCGCCGUUUCGACCGCAAGGCCUUUAUGAGGGAGACCUGGUUGUUUGAGAAUCAGCGGCUCGUCUCGCAGGAUAACUUUGGCUAUGACCUGCCUGCUGUGGAAGCAGCAAUGAAGAAGCAUGAAGCAAUUGAAACUGACAUUGCAGCCUAUGAAGAACGUGUGCAGACUCUUAUGGAUGUGUCACAGGAACUGGAGGCCGAGAAUUACCACGACAUUACACGUAUUAAUGCCAGGAAAGAAAACAUCCUGCGACUAUGGGAAUAUCUUCUGGAGUUGCUCAAUGCCCGGCGAGCAAGGCUGGAAAUGAACCUGGCCCUUCAGAAGAUUUUUCAGGAGAUGCUUCACAUCAUUGAUUGGAUGGAUGAAAUGAAAAUACGACUCUUAUCACAGGAUUGUGGUAAGCAUUUGAUGGGUGUGGAGGACCUUCUGCAGAAACAUGCCUUGCAGGAAGCUGACAUUGUGGUUCAGGCUGACAGGAUGAAAAUAAUCAAUGCAGGAGCACUCAAGUUCACUGAAGGAGAAGGUUACACACCCUGUGAUCCCAAUGUUAUCAAAGACCGUGUCGAUCAUCUGGAACUGUGUUAUGAGGAGCUCUGUGCGUUGGCAGCGGAAAGGAAGGCACGCCUUGAGCAGUCACGUCAUCUUUGGACGUUCUUCUGGGAGAUGGACGAAACGGAGAGCUGGAUUCGAGAAAGAGAGCAGAUCUUCUCAUCGCAGGAUUACGGGAAAGACAUUACCAGCAUUAUGAUUCUGCAGAGCAAGCACAAGACCCUGGAGGAUGAAUUAGGUAGUCUCAGGAAUCAUCUGCAACAGACUAUUAAACUAGGCAAUGACAUGGUUGCAGAGAACCACUUUGCUGCACCAGAGAUCAAGAAAAGAAUAGAGGAGGUCUUCUCCAUGUGGAGGGAUUUGGAGGAAUUGACUGCUUUCCGCAAGCAAAAUCUUCUGCAUUCACAAAGCUUCUUCCAAUUCCAAGUGGAUGCAGAUGAUCUCAAAACUUGGUUAGAGGACACUUAUCGUCUUAUGUCUUCAGACGAUGUCGGCCACGAUGAAUUUUCAACACAGACACUGAUGAAGAAACAGAGAGAUCAGAUAGAUGAAAUCAUGAAGUCUGGGACAGCUAUUGAUGGUCUAAAUAAGCAGUUUCAGAGUCUCCCGGAAGAAUUUAGAAAAUUGCCAGAUAUAAUGAACCGGCGGAGGGAGGUAAAGGAGCAAUAUGCAGAUCUCGUGGCUCUAUCUGAUCUACGGAAGCAACAUCUCCAGGAUGCUCUCGCUCUCUAUGUGAUGUUUAGUGAAGCUGAUGCGUGUGACUUGUGGAUGAAUGAGAAGGAAAAAUGGCUGGAGGGGGUAGAGAUUCCAAAGAAAAUGGAGGAUUUGGAAGUGGUACAGCACAGAUUUGAAACCUUGGAACAGGAAAUGAACAACCUGGGGUCUCAGAUCAAUGACGUAAACCACGCAGCAAACCACCUGAUAGAGAGUGGCCAUCCUAGCACACAGGAGGUUAAAGCAUGUCAGGAUCAUGUGAACCAAAGAUGGAUGAUAUUCCAGAAGUUAGUGGAGAUAAAGAAGAACAAUAUGAACUCUGCGUUAAGUCUUCAGAAUUAUUAUCUCGAGUGUGAUGAGACGAAAGUCUGGAUCUGUGAGAAAACCAAACUCAUUGAAUCAACUCAAGACCUGGGAAAUGACUUAGCUGGUGUAAUGACCAUUCAGAGGAAGCUGUGUGGGAUUGAGAGAGACCUGGCUGCCAUUGAAUCCAGGCUCCCAGAGUUGCAGAAUGUAGCCCAUACAUUAGCAGAUGAUUAUCCUAAGCAUGCCUCAGAUAUCCUGAAUAGGCUCAAGGAAACCAAUGAUGCUUGGGAUGAGUUGAAAUACACUCUUCAGGGUCGUGAAGAAUCACUUGGUGAAGCCAGCAAACUGCAGAAAUUCCUGCAAGAUUUGGAUGACUUUCAGCUGUGGCUAUCCAAAACUCAAAAAACCAUCGCUUCUGAAGAUGAACCAAACUCCUUACCUGAAGCAGAAAUGCUCCUCCGCCAACACAACGCCAUAAAAAACGAGGUAGAUCGUUAUGAGGAAGAUUAUCAGAAGAUCAGAGAUGGCGGACACGUGAUAACACAGGGAGAAACAGACCCACAGUUUCAAAUACUAGAGCACCGAUUGGAAGGAUUGAACACUGGUUGGAAUGAACUUCAUCAGAUGUGGGAAAACAGAAAGGAUCUUCUCUCUCAGUCCCAUGGAUAUCAGCAGUUCCUUAGGGACAGCAAACAAGCAGAUAGCAUUCUCAGAAACCAGGAAUACAGCUUGAUGCAUGUUGAAAUGCCAAAAACCUUGGAGGCAGCUGAUGGUGCAAUGAAAAAGCAAGAGGGUAUUAUGACAAGCAUGGAUGCCAAUGAAGACAAAAUCAUUGGGACAAUCGAUGAAGGAGAAAAGCUCAUCGCAGAUGGAAAUAUUUUUAAAGACAAGAUGCGUGACAAGAUAAAAUCUAUUGAAGAAAGGUACAAAGAAAAUAGGAAAAAGGCAACAGAAGUAACUGAACAUUUAAAAGACAACCGUGAUCUUCAACACUUCCAACAGAAUUGCCAAGAGCUUACUUUUUGGAUCAACGAGAAGAUGCUAACAGCCCAGGACACUUCUUACGAUGAAGCUCGCAAUCUUCACACAAAAUGGCAGAAGCAUCAAGCAUUUAUGGCUGAAUUGGCAUCAAACAAGGAGUGGCUGGACAAAAUCGACUGGGAAGGAAAGCAACUGAUGGAUGAAAAGCCAGAAUUUAAACCAGUUGUCUCAGAGAAACUAGAUGAACUACAUCAUCGGUGGGAAAUCCUGGACUCGACCACUAAGGACAAAGCACAUCGCCUGUUCCAAGCAAACCGGUCAGAGCUGUUCUCACAGGGCUGUGAGGACUUGAACAAAUGGAUGGAUGAGCUGGAAUCACAGCUGCAUGCUGAAAACUUUGGAAAGGAUUUAACUAGUGUCAAUAUUCUGCUGAAAAAGCUACAGAUGGUGGAGAACCAAGUGGAAGUGCGAGAGAAAGAGGUGGAGGAACUUGUGGGUCAGGCCAGAAUUCUCUCCGAAGAAGGACAGUUGGUGACAGAUGAGAAGGAAAAUGAUAUAGAGAAGAGAUUCUUGCAGCUGAUGGCCCCCCUGCAGAAACGCCGUCAAAAUCUUCUCAUGUCGAAGAUGAGUUACCAGUUUUACCGGGAUCUGGAAGAUGAAUCUCUUUGGGUGAAGGAACGAAUGCCUUUAGCCACAAACACAGACCAUGGCCACAAUCUGCAGGCAGUGCAACUUUUAAUGAAGAAGAAUAAGACAUUUCAGAAGGAAAUUCAAGGUCAUCAGCCACGUAUAGAUGAUGUGUUGGAAAGGGGAGAAAAGAUGAUUGUGGAUCAGAGACCAGAUGCAGGUACUAUCAAGGAACAAUUGAAAGAAUUAAAUGGAUUGUGGGCCAAACUGCAGGAAGAAACAGAAGAAAGACAGAAGCGCCUGGAGAGUGCAAAUGAAGCCCAACAAUAUUAUCUCGAUGCUGCAGAAGCUGAAGUUUGGAUGAGUGAGCAGGAGCUGUACAUGAUCUCUGAUGAUAAACCAAAGGAUGAAGAUAGUGCGACCUCAAUGUUGAAGAAACACCAGAUCCUGCAGCAGGCUAUCUUGGAUUACGGAAAUAUGAUUCAAGAGCUUGCCAACAGGGCCCAAAUACUUCUGGCUGCUGAGCACCCGGAGGGUGAGCAGAUUAUUAGGCGUCAAGGACAGGUGGACAAGCAGUAUGCCGGACUCAGAGAUUUAGGAAAUGAGCGCCAGAAAAAACUGGACGAUAUGCACAAUCUCUUCCAGUUGAAUCGUGAGGUGAUAGAUCUGGAGCAAUGGAUUGCAGAAAGGGAUCUAGCAGCAUCUUCACAGGAAUUAGGACAAGACUUUGACCAAGUUACAAUGCUGAGGGAAAAGUUCCGUGAGUUUGCCCGAGACACUGGGACGAUUGGUCAGGAGAGAGUGGACAGCGUCAAUAUGUUGAUUGACGAUCUCAUUGACUCGGGCCAUUCGGAGGCAGCGGACAUUGCGGCAUGGAAGGACAGCUUGAACGAAGCCUGGGCUGACCUGUUGGAGCUGAUAGACACCCGGACACAGCUGCUGGCCGCCUCCUAUGAACUCCACAAAUAUUUCUACGAUGGCAAAGAGCUUUUGAGCCUGAUCCAGGAAAAGCACGAGGAAUUGCCAGAGGAACUGGGCCGUGAUGCCAACACAGCAGAAUCUUUCCACAGAAUGCACAACACGUUUGAAAGAGAUAUUCAUUCCCUGGGUGUAAAGGUUCAGCAGUUCCAAGAUGACGCAGGACGUUUGCAGACAGCCUAUGCAGGGGAUAAAGCUGCAGCAAUCCAGAAACGAGAGCAGGAGGUGGUUGAGGCCUGGAAGGCACUUUUGGAUGCUUGUGAUUGUCGGCGUACCCAGUUAAUUGAUACAGCUGAGAAAUUCCGCUUUUUCAGUAUGGUCCGGGAUUUGAUGUCAUGGAUGGAGAGCAUAGUAAGGCAGAUUGAAACAGAAGAGAAACCACGGGAUGUCUCCUCUGUGGAGCUACUGAUGAAAUACCAUCAGGGAAUCAGAGCAGAAGUUGACGCCAGAAACAGGAAUUUUGUGUCCUGUAUUGACCUGGGCAAGAUGAUGUUAGCCCGCAAACAUCGUGCUUCUGAUGAGAUCAAAGAGAAGUUGAUACAACUUACAGAGAACAGAAAAUUGAUGAUGGAUAAGUGGGAUGAACGUUGGUACUGGUUACGCCUCUUGCUGGAAGUAUGUCAGUUUGCAAGGGAUGCUUCAGUUGCUGAAGCGUGGCUGAUUUCUCAGGAGUCCUAUCUCAGCAGCCGUGAUCUGGGCAAUAAUGUGGGUGAGACUGAAAAACUGAUCAAGAGACAUGAGGCAUUUGAAAAAUCAACAGCUACAUGGGACGAAAGGUUUGAGGCACUGGAAAGACUCACCACUUUGGAGUUACUGGAGAUUCAGAAACAACAAGAAGCUUUCAAGCGGAGCAAGGAAGCACAAGUAGUGCCGGAGGAACAAGUCGAUCAUGAGCAAAGAACACCUGUUCCAACUCGUGAGGAGAAGGAACAGAAAGAAGGGUGGAAGGUUGAAGACCAGGAAGCAACGGAAAUAACUCCCCAUGUAACAGAAGAGCCAUCACUGAUAACUACAUCGGAAGAUCUGUCCACCAUGGUAAAUGGUACUGACAGCCCAGAAGAUAAAGCAUUAGAGAGUGAAGAAAAAUCAUUGUUUGAAGAGAAGCCUAAUGAGAGGGUCUCCAAGCUUCCACCUUUGAUAUUACCAGCAGUGGAAAUUGAAAAGCCCAGAACUUCAUCUACCCUUCCCAGUUUUACCUCAAUGGAAGAUAUUGUCCAAGUGGGAGGAUAUCUGGGACGUAAACAUGAACUGGAAGGACAUAACAAGAAGGCAUCAAACAGGUCAUGGAUCACCUUAUAUUGUGCCCUGAAGAAUGGUGAAUUUUGCUUCUACAAGGAUAUGAAGAAUUGCAGUGCAGGUGUAACAUACCAUGGAGAUGAUCCACUGAAUCUGAAAAACGCCAUUUGUGAAGUGGCUGCUGAUUACAAGAAGAAGAAACACGUGUUUAAACUGCGGUUGAACAAUGGUAACGAGUACCUGUUCCACUGCAAAGAUGAAGAGGAGCUGCACAACUGGAUCCACAAUCUCAACAUAGCCAUCGCAGAGCAUGGCAAGCCACAGAAUGCAAAACAGGAGGAUGCCAGGUCACAUACCCUCCCUCUCCCCUCUGUGAUUGUCCAAGAAACAAGCCCCGGCAAAAAGGACAAAGAGAAGAGAUUCAAUAUUUUUGCAAAAAAGAAAUGAUUAUUAUCAAAACCAAGGAAACAAAAUUGUAGUGCCUAAUUUACAGAGAUGGCAGUGCUUAAACUACAUCACUUAGGUGAUGCUAGUUUCUGCAAGUGUAAAUAUAUAUUUCAUCUUUAUAAAGUGUCAGCCAAAUAACAUUUUUAUUAAUUUACUGAAACCAUGUGCAUCUUCCAAAUGAAAAUUAUUUUUGGAAUGACUUCGAGUUUUGCAUACACUUUAGCAGAAACUGCAACACAUAUUUUCCAUACAAAAUUCACAAAACCUUGCUAAUGGAUGAGAAAUGCAAAUUUAGAUUAAAUAGAGCUUUAAGAUCACUGAGUUACCCAGCCUUGUUAGUAAUUGUUCUCCUAUUGGCAUGGUCGCUCAAACAUACUUUGAAACUGUUGCAAGUACACCAUAUUUAAACUAAAUUGCCAUAACCAAAGAAUAUUUUUUUAACAAAACAAUAUAUAAUAAUUCUAUGUAAAAGCCAUUUUCUUUCAAAUUUAAAAUAAAUUGCAAUAUUAUUGGACAGGUAACAAUGUAAGAUUGAUAAAUAUAAUAAUUUAAUCUUGGAAAUGGUUAAAAGUGCCAAGUUUGUACUGUAAGAUCAAGAGUUGAAGGCAUAUAUGUACAUUUUGGCAUGUAUUUUUAUAGUGUUGCCACAUAGAUUGUUUUAGCAAAUCAGGCAUUUUGUCAAAUCUCUUGUAACAUUUUUUUGCCUUCAUUGUGUAAAAGUUCUUUGAGCCACCGUUUAUUGCGCAAAUUUGUUUUUGGAUGUUUUAUGGCAAAAUUAAGCAUCUUACAGUAAAUCGACACCAACGUGUAAAAUGUCAACACACACUGACUGGAGAAAUCACUGCCAUUAUUUUUUUCUCUUUCAUAGUCUUUUUACUUGUUACUACCUGUUGCUAGCAAACAAAAGGCUUUCUUUAAAACUGCAAUCAUACUUCUAUUAACUGCAUUGAAAGGGUGAUCAACCAUUAGUUUUCUAAGUAUUAAACAUUUCCAACCAGGUGCUCUUGGACUGAGCAGUGAUAAAGUCCUCUCAGUAUGUUAGUUCCGUUAGAAAUACCGCAAGCAAUUGAAAAAACAUAUGUACAAAAAUAAUGUAAUCAGUUGUUAGUCUUAUUUUAUCGUACACUCCUUUCUGUUUGAUAUUAUAUUGGUUUGAAUUCUUUUUUAAGUCUUUUCCAAAGGCAAAUGUGACAUGCAAAUAUUAUACUCUUUAGGCUGAAGAU
Leucoraja erinaceus (little skate) is the source of this 8997-nucleotide messenger RNA. RefSeq names its product spectrin beta chain, non-erythrocytic 1-like. Gene Ontology annotation, molecular function: phospholipid binding; structural constituent of cytoskeleton; actin filament binding. NCBI's taxonomy places the organism in Eukaryota, Metazoa, Chordata, Chondrichthyes, Rajiformes, Rajidae. Bases 662 to 7774 code for a protein of 2370 amino acids. Gene Ontology annotation, cellular component: spectrin; cell projection; cell junction. The record is from RefSeq and is a predicted model, not a curated record. The transcript is spliced from 36 exons. Gene Ontology annotation, biological process: actin cytoskeleton organization.